Molecule: messenger RNA, 558 nt
Organism: Lecanosticta acicola
Lineage: Eukaryota; Fungi; Ascomycota; Dothideomycetes; Mycosphaerellales; Mycosphaerellaceae
Source: the annotation of a GenBank genome assembly
AUGUCUCCCAAGGGUGCACCUCUGGUCAACCGCAGCGCUCGCCGCUGCGCAUUGCCUACUCGUCCCACCAAGAUCCAUUCCCCCAAGCUCUCCGCCUACUCCCGCGGAACGGUGCAGCCUUACUAUCCCACCCCCCGCCAGAGCAUUACGUCGCCACUAUUCUACUCCACCUCUCCCGGCACGGGCAAAGCUCCCGAUGCAAAGGGUGGGAUUGGACCCAAGCGACCAUCUCAUGACCCGAAAUCGCGUACCAGCACAAUGAAUCGGGAGCUCGAAACGCGAUUGAAGUUCGAGCGCAAAAGACUGUUGGCAGAGCGUAAUGCGAAGAGAAAGGCUACGAUUGCGAAGAGUGAAGAGGCUAAGGAGAAGAAAACGGUCGCUGGCCGGGAGAAGAGAAAGGCAAGAGUUGCUGCUGCCGGGGCUGUUAAGAAGCCCAAGAAGGUCGUGGCACCUGCGCGGAACUUGUUUGCUGUGGAUCAGGGGUUGGGAAGGGAGGUUGUGAGGGAUGAGGAAGGAAGGGAGGUUAGGAGAAGUACGAGGGUGGGACGGCAAGUUUGA